Molecule: messenger RNA, 1061 nt
Organism: Guyanagaster necrorhizus
Lineage: Eukaryota; Fungi; Basidiomycota; Agaricomycetes; Agaricales; Physalacriaceae
Exons: 2
Coding region: 224-847 (207 amino acids)
Biological process (GO): mycotoxin biosynthetic process
Source: RefSeq, a predicted model, not a curated record
GAUCCUAUGCAUCUGCUUCUGGGAUGGUUAUACAUACCAGGUGGCAUUUAGAUGCACUAAGAUUGAAGCGGUGACGGUAACAACCGAAACUAAUACUUUGAUCGCACUUCUGAAAGCAAGACCCUCGAGUAAGGAGGGCAGGGCAUCAUCUGAAAGCAACAUUGUUGAUGAGAAUAUAGUGGUGGGUUUAGCAUUCGUUCUUCCACCAUCAAUACCAUCGGCGAUGACUGUGCGACCACUCCACGUAUAUUUCCUUUGGUUCUUAACCGCAACCAAUGUUGGUAUAGUGCUGUGGAGACAUCGGCGAUUCUUCUCGUAUUCUGAUACAGGACAGGUGAUGUCUGAUGAUUACAGCUAUAUUGGAGAUGACUUUCCUCUCUAUUACCCUCUUGCUGGUCCCCCCCUCGAUGCAGACCCUGUCGCCUUGACAUUCCGGGAAUCUGUUCGUUUCGAGUACAACAAGACCGACCACGUUGCGUUCGAUGAGUGGUACUCCAUUCUCAAAGCCAUGAACUUUGGUCGCGUUCGGUUAGGACCAGAAAACCGUGUUUUUGUCCCCGUCCACUACCACGAAUUGCAUUGCGUUCGGAUCCUGCAUAUCGCGCUGUUGAACCCGGCACAUGAAGGGAUGCCAAAACAUGUUAGGCAUUGCCUGAAUUACCUUCGGCAGUGGUUGCUGUGCGAGGCGACGGAUGCAAUGGAGAGGGGAGACUUUUUGGAGAAAGACUAUGAGUCGGACACCGACAGAGUUGGUGGAACUCAAAUUUGCCAGGACUGGGAGAGAGUAUAUGAGGAUAUGAAUAGGAACCAUGAGAGGUGGCUGACGUUCAAAAAAGUGUGGACUUGAAGAGUAGAAGGGAUGAGGAUAUAAGUCGUAGCGGAAAGCCCCAACGAAGGGAAGAGCGCAGGCAGAGUAUCAUUUUGCGUUUUGCUUCAUCAAGCCACUAUGUUCACCUGACUUAAUAAUGUUCUGCGGGGAGAAGGAAGCGCAAGGAAGACCUCAAACUGACCGCUGACCUUCUUUGAUGGUCGAAUUGAAGACACUAGUAAUACAAGGAUUG